AUGCAACUCAUGGCCAAAGAGAAGAAUGACCAGGCCAGUGGUGAGGAUGCGUCUCACCUUUCACACAUCGCAACAUCCGAGUCAGCCACAAGUGCCACGAUCCAUAUCCGCGUACCCAGUGCCUUCACCGCGAACGAAAUCAAAGAAAGGCGUCAAGCGUGGGCAAAAAUCUCCAUGCCACUUAAUCUUCACCGUCCCAGAAACUUUACGCCAACUAAACCCAAUAGCGGCUCUAUCAAGGAUGGUGACAAGCGUGAAGCAUACGCUGCUGAAUCAGAAUUAUCAACCCCGACACAGAAUGUGACAUUCACGCCUGAUACUGGCAGUGUCUAUGGACAAUCUCCUGGAAAGCCAGCAUCUCCAACACGUGUCCAGAAGGAUUCCUCUAUUCCCAGCUCAACUGGACCGACAGGACAAGAAACAAGGACCGAGGAGAACGUCGACCAGAACCAGGAACCGGCUACUGCCUCUUCUCAAACCGGCAAGACUGGAGUCCAGAGUGAGCCAGAUCAAAUCCAAGCGCCUAACUCCAUCGAACCAGACACUCUACUCCAAGUCUCAGACACAAACCGGCGUCCAGACAACGCACAAGCCUCUCAGUCAAAAGGGAAGGGAAAGGGUUCGAAACCGAAGUCGAAGAAGAAAAAGCCAAAACAUAAGAUGAUGUCUCAAGGCAACGAAUCCACCUCCCACACACGACAAAUCCGGACCUCGCCCCCACCCGUUGCCCCUGAGGCUACCCAAGCUCUCCGAGACGAUUCUGAGAGCGCGCCUCGCGACCCUUCAUCCACAAUCGUCGCCGACAACCAACUAUUUGAAGCAUUCUCCCCUACAAAGCGACAUCAUGACGACCCUGAAGAACGUUCUGAAUCGGGAUUUUCUAAGCGAAGCAAGAAGCAGGGGAACACCCAGGAAACGACUCUUGAUGAAUCCGACUCACCUGAUGAGGAUGCCCGCGGCCGUAAGGGAUACAGAGUCGGCAGGGGAGGUUCACUUCGUAUGGGCAAGACACGUCGACCCCGUGCCAUCAUGACUGUAUCAGUACUUGCAGAGCAGCCCAUGGACGCCCAAAUGUCACCUCCUUCGUCAGAUUUUGCCUUUCAAUGCCACAGCGCUUCUGCAUCUACUGGCUCACCAAGCCUGCGCGGGCCUGACAACAGUGCAAUCAGUCGAUUGAACCCCAAGGCACAGGAGUUUGUCUCACCAUCUAGAGUGACACCCAUUGACAAGCAAAUUGCUUCUGGUUCUAGCAAAGAUGAAGCCCUCGAUAAGCUUGUAUCCAAUGAUGCAACUGAUCGCAAACGAAACGCCAUCCAGGAACCACUGAAGUCCGGCCUAGGUGUACCUCCUAUCGAUGACUUCAUGCUUCCUGCAACCGAUAUUUCAACUCCAAAACAUCGACGGGCUCUCUCGGAAGCGGUUCAGAAAGAGAAGUUGGCAAACAACAAAGAGGGCGCAUGCCAGGGCCAGGUGAAGACACCAGGGAAAGGUCCUAAGCGAGCAAAGGGCAAAGAAAGAGCCGUUACACUCGGGGCGAAAAAAGAAAAGGUCGAGGGCACAGAGAACGGGACCCAGGAUACUCCUCGAACUCCCAAACAACCAGGCACCAAAACCAGGAAGCCUGGUCAGAUCAAUGAUGAUUGGCCUUCUCUUCCAGCAUCUCGGGAUCGCGCCCCUUCAAAGCCACAAACACCCCCGAUCUGGGGCGCAAAGGCAAAGACUGUCGUAGAAAAUGGCGACUCAACACAGGACUCUCCCGUAACCAAAGGAUGA
Molecule: messenger RNA, 1773 nt
Organism: Fusarium graminearum PH-1
Lineage: Eukaryota; Fungi; Ascomycota; Sordariomycetes; Hypocreales; Nectriaceae
Exons: 1
Coding region: 1-1773 (590 amino acids)
Source: RefSeq, a predicted model, not a curated record